AUGUGGGUUGUACAGCUGUGGAAGGAAGGCCUGGCCAAGACCAACCCCAAAGCGGCAGACUCGCUAGCGGACCCCACUCAGUAUGAGAACCUGUUCCCGGGCCUGCGGGAGGCGUUCGACACCGAGGUGUACGUCAAGGCACAAAGACAGGAGCUCAAACCAGCCGCAGCUUACCCCACCAUUCCUAUGAACUUUGAAAGAAAUCUAACAGAAGAAGUCCAGCAGGCCAAGGAGUCGGGAACAUUUGGACAGACACUGGUUGAAGAUGACGCGGGCUCGGCAGAAAUUGAACAGACCACACAAAAAGAACCCGAGCCAGAAAUUCCACAGCAGCAAACUGAGGUCACCGCCCCCGAGGUCAGUGCCCCUGAAGUCGUUACUCCCAAGGUCGUUGACCCCAAACCCGCGCCCCCGGUCCCACAGGUAGAAGAAGACUUGCCUUGGGAUGAUGAUGAUGAUGAUGAUGGUUUCGUCAUGGAGCCCGCCAGUGGAGAUGCAUUUCCUGCAGCAGCAGCGCCCCCUACACAGCAGGAAGCAAAGGGGCCGGCCCCCACUAACUCUAGCAGGAAAGACUCACUGGACCUUGACCUUGACCUGGAUAACCUUGAGCUGGAUGAGAACAUUGACACCAGCGACAUCAACCUGGACGACGACUUGUUAAAGGACGAUUAACUUCAAUAACCCCCAUAUUGUACAGUGGUAUCAUCCAAAUAUAUUCUAGCAGCAGGUAGUCAUGGAGUAGUCCAUUCAGAUGCAGGGCGGUGAAGGGUAGAAAACUGAAAAUAGAUCAGUUAAUGUAGAUUGCCUUGGAAGGGUAGCAAAAAAUUAUGUCAGUGCUAGAAAAAUGUACACGAAAGUUCCAAUGUACUAUUAAUGUCAAAGGAUCAUCUCAAUAUCUCACAAAUGUUGUUUUGGCAAUGUGCUGCAAUCCGUGCAGUGAAUAUACAGUAAGUGCUGACAUACAAUAAACAUGGAUAAAUAGACUAAGUCUACAAUAAUGUAUUGAAUCCCAAUUACAUGUAUACGUCAAAGGCAUUAUGGCUUGAUAGGCCAAAUGCCUAGCAUUUUUAGUUCAGUCACAUCUAUGUUUCCAUACAGUUUCUGUAUAUGGCAAGGCCUUUUGUAUCGUUAUAUGAUGUCAAUGGAACCUAUAUUGAGAAGUCUUGCAGAGAUCUUCACAUAAACUUGUGAGAAUAAAACAGUAUGGACAACUA
Messenger RNA from Branchiostoma floridae (Florida lancelet), 1214 nucleotides. Its product is annotated as coatomer subunit beta'-like. NCBI's taxonomy places the organism in Eukaryota, Metazoa, Chordata, Leptocardii, Amphioxiformes, Branchiostomatidae. The transcript has 7 exons. The coding region runs from base 1 to 672 and encodes 223 amino acids. The record is from RefSeq and is a predicted model, not a curated record.